GGUAAGUAAAGUAGCAUUCAGAUGUCAGUGUAGACAGAGGAGGAGAGAGGGGAGGCAGGGCGAUCGAAGAAUAGGCGUUAACGCAUUCAAGCUCUGUCCAGACUUGAGGGUCACCUGUUAGGCGCAAGACAUGAGCCAUCCAAAUGAGAAAGAUGCCUCCGGCACAACCGAAAGUAAACCUAAAUCGCCCAUGCUUUCCUCAUACUGCAUCGAAAGCAUACUCGGCCGAAGAAGUCCCCUCAAAGUCAGACUCACUGGAAUGCAAAGUUUACCAAUGCUGCUGACUGGGAGUGCGGAGCAUAAUGCGCCUUUGGAAGGUAAGACAAUAUGUUGUAAGUUGACUGCUACCUUUCACUAUAACCCAUAUGCAAUUAUAGAAAACAUCUCCAAAUGUAUAUUGCAUUUGCAGCUAAACACACUUGCAUUUUAUUUAAUGUGGCGAAUGGCCUUUGCAAUUAAAGUACAUUUCAUUAGGCCUAUGUUGUUUUAAAGAAGCCUAUGCCCUAUAGACAACAUUACCUUAUAAAAAAGGGCUAUUAUAAUGUGAUGAAACGUAUCAUAUUGCAUGUUGCGCUGUUGAUUAUUUAUAAAUUCCUUAAAAUAAACGAUCUCUCUUUGCAGCCUCUCAGAAAGAUGCGGACAUGCACCUGCCUACCAAGUUGCGGCGUCUGUAUGGCCCAGGGGGAAAGCUCAUGGACUCCAGACGGGGAAUUCACGAGCAUGAGGAGCAAGAAGACAGGGAGCGUCCUCUAGACAAAGUCUACGAAAAUUUGAAAAUCACUCAGGCGCCACAAGUUAGCAUCAGCCGCAGUAAAUCCUACAGGGAAAAUGCGUCCCACAGUCAGAGCGAGGAAGAUCAGAACCUCGGGCGAGGGACAGAGGAGCACGCGGAACUUAGCGCCGUAAAGUUCGAGGAGGACACUGGCAAGGAGCACAUCUGCGAAGAAAUAGAAAUGUCCCCAAAGAACGGAGAGAGUUUGCACAUCAAUGGAGAUGUAAAAGACGGAGAGGACAGCGUCUGCCUCUCAGCUGGCAGUGACUCAGAGGAGGGGAUGCUAAAGCGAAAACAGAGGAGAUACAGGACUACGUUUACCAGUUAUCAGCUUGAGGAGCUGGAGAGAGCUUUCCAAAAGACGCACUACCCCGAUGUGUUCACGAGGUAGCAUUCUCAUUUGCCAGCACUUAUCAGUUAUUUUUACACUAUGAAAAUCUGUUGCAUAUAUGCCUAUAGGCCUAUUGUCAUAAAAAUAAAAAAAAGAGCUCUUAAAAAUUGAAGAAAAAAAAUUUGAUAAUCCAAAUAGGAAGUCUAGAGAUAUGAUUCGAAAGUGAGCCUUUCUUAAUGGUCAAUUCUUGCAUUGAGGUGAUUAAAAAUAUAUUAUUGUUUGGCUUAGAAAUGUAAGAAUAUGAAACAUCUUUUAUCAUUACAUUUGAGCAUUAUCAGAAGAGUAAUAUUGUUCAUUACAUUAUUAUUAAUAAUUAUUAUAAAGCAGUCAUAUUACGCAAUAAUAAUAAUAAUAAUAAUAAUAAUAAUAAUAAUACAUGUAAUACACUAACAAUAUAAAUCACACACAACAAAACGAAAUAUUAAAAGAUGUGUGUGCGCAACAAUUCCUAUCAAGGAAUAGAAUAACCGUUUAAACCAAUUGUAAUGAUUUACAUUUUAGUUAUUUAGCAGACGCUCUUAUACAGAGCGACUUACAGUUAGUGAGUGCAUACAUUUUUCAUACUGGCCGCCCGUGGGAAACGAACCCACAACCCUGGCGUUGCAAGCGUCAUGCUCUACCAACUGAGCUACAGGGGACCUGCACAUAGUCGUUCUCAUUUGAAUUAUUAUUAAUUAUUAUUGUGGAUUUUAUUAUCGAUAGUCUAAUUGUGGUUGCCAAAAAGAUUUCCCAAAAAGAUUUGUACAAAACGUUUAAAUUCUUGAUGUCAGUUGAAGUUGGCUGCUACAGAUAAAAAUGUUUGCUAAAUGGCAGAGCAAGUUGUUGGCAUAAUUGCAUCUUUACAAAAACAUAUUUGUGAGAUUGUAUAUUUAUUGCUUGAUUCACAAAGGAAAAUUUGGAAGAAUAUUCAUGGCUCUUGGUAGAGGUAAUGUAGGCACAAUUUAUAUUAUUUAUUUUCAAAGAAGCCUACGCACAUAGCCUAAUCCAACGACGAUAUUGAUUUAAUAUAAUGUGAAUUGUAUCGUUAUCAUUUAAGCUUGUAUUACUGUCAUCAUUGGAUUUGGAUUUGUACGAGGAAAGCUAUGAUGAUAACUGAAUAUCAUGUGCAAUUUUUUCUUCUUUCAAUUUAGGGAGGAGUUAGCGAUGCGGUUGGAUCUCACUGAGGCGCGUGUGCAAGUGAGUGUCAAUUAUUAUUAGUUCAUAUUUUACAUUAUUAUGACCAGCCGACAAUAGCCUAUUAGUGCUAUUCAUUCUACUACCAUAUUUAAAUUCGACAACAUGCAACAUUAUAGGGUAGCCUAUAUUAACGUUAAUUAUAAUAACAUUUUAUAUUAUAGACCUAAUUGUAUAUUAUGAUUAUUAUUAUUAUUACUACAUUUGUAAUACAUUUGUAAUACAGUUCACUUUAGACAUGCAGCGAGAGCAGUGGCGAUUUUAGCAUGUAAAUCUUGGUGGGGCAAAAGAUAAAUAAAAGUGGGAUGCAUGCCAGCAAAGCCACAACGCAACACUAAACAAUACAUUAAUUGCAAUAUAACGGUAACAAACGGUGCUCACAAACUGUUACGGCUUACAUAAAGCUGUCCCAACAGCAGUCCCAACAUCUUACCACUGCUACACCUGGCUAUCAGCGGAGCCUUGUCCGGCAGCGAAACAGUUCAUUCAGCCUCAUUUACUGCCUUUAAAAAAAACAUAUCUGAUAUGGCUGACUUGCUUAAACAAAUGUGGUUUCUAAUGACAAUUGAGAUGUACAAACUAUGGCAUAAGGGAACGACAAACGGAUAAGAGGCAAUCCGUAAUUGCCAUUAAUGAGCGAGCUAGGACGGACUAUUUGUUUAGCGCUUUUGAAAUGUACAGCGACAUAAUUCAGAACAUGGGCCAUUCUUACAGUAUUCUCCCUGUACACCAAGUCAGAACCGUAGGAUACAUAAAAGGGGCAUAUAAGCAGACAAUGAAAGCUCUUACAAUAUUCGAUGAUUACAUUUAUCUAAAACAGGUUAUAGGCUACAUGUGCACCACCAAGUCAGAACAGUAGGCGAAAUUAAGAGGGGGUAAAUAUACCAAAUUAUUAGGGUGAGGCACAUGGGCUACUAACAUCUUACUACACAACAUACACUUAGUAUUACUUUCUUAGCUACAGUAUAUAUAUCUCCCUGGCAUAUUACAUAAUUUAUGCAGCAGCAUACAAUACAUUUUUGGACUCACCUUGUUGUGCUGUGCUCACUUGAACAGGAAGGUGGCCCUUCGUGGGCAAAUUUUGUCAUCAAAGAAAGAGAAAGAGGCCGGAUUUACAAUUUCAAGUUUGAUGACCAUUCAAAACGUAUUUUCCCAGUUGGAGCUCGUUUAAUCCCGAUUUCCCAGUUGUCUUGAACUCACUGAAGUCAAGUUUUCGCAGUUCUGAGUUAACAGUUGUUUUGAGCACUGCACAAAUCAUGUUUCAUUGACAGCAUGGCCAAUGUUGAAUGUUUAUCAUUUUAAAUUUGGAAAAGAGCCCCUUAAUCCCAGAUUUGGGACCACACAGCCACUCCACUGAAUAGCAGGCUAGUGAUUGCUUUGCAAUGCUUGCAGUUAGCCACUGUCACCAAUUCCUUCCAAACCACUCAUUGUUGAAUUUGCGAUUUCCAACUUGUUGUGUAAUGUUUAUGUCCAAUGAUGAGCACCAAUACGUUUUAUCUAUAAUUUCUCUUCAUUAUUUCUCUUCAUAUGGCAAGGAUUAAAAAGGAUUUGCCAGUAGAUUGUCGACUUGAUUCAUGAUGAUGACUGCUAGCUAAGAUUUUGAAAGUAUGAUGUUGACAUGAUCAGUCCAAUCAAAGCUACUGUAGACAUAACGUGAUUUGACAUCAUUUUAUCUGUGGCCAAUGACCUUGAGCCUUCUUGGAUGGGCACUUCUAAUGUAACUAUAUGGCAGCACCCAAGGGGCUUCAAUUUUCGAGCGCUACCCUUAGACUAGGCGGUGACUUUAGUGCCCCAUGAGUGACAGAACACUGAGCCAAUCACGGCGCAACUAGAGAACAUUACCAACACCUACGCUCCGUAUUUUCCGCUGGCUGCCCCACAACCACAGAAAGCACUGAGCUAGGCUGAAACACCUGCAUUUUGGAGCUGCCUUACUUAAGAAAACAAAAAAGAGACCAUGUUUGUAUGCAGCUUUAUUAACUCAAUUAUAUAUAUUUUUACAUUGUUUGCAAACUGAUAUGUGACACGUAUUAAUGCCAAAAUAACAUGCAAAACAGGCAAGCCCCCCCCCCCAAAACCCCCCCCCCCCCCCCACCUGCCCUGAAUGAUGGGUCGCCACUGAGCGAGAGGAGAAAUUAUUCAAACACACCAGAAAAAUGAAUUUGCUUCAGGGCGUUCAUGACUGUAUGGUGCACUUAACAGUGCAAACAGAGCCAGUGUUGACGAAAGUGACAUCCUUGCAUAGCAGUGGCGGGGUAAUGCUAUUUGAUUUCCCAUCCUCUUAUUGUAAUAGCCGUGCAUUGAUCCGAUUUCUCACACCUUAAAUGAGAUAGACGCCAUUGUAAGUGUUAGCUACACUACCAUCCUCAUAUAGAACAUUGCUUACAUUUUGAAACUUGAGUCUCAACCUUAGAUACCAGACUACGCAUUUACCCCUCCCCCCCAUGUCACUCGCUUCGGAGCUGUAGAUGAGCAAAUCACUCUAUGGAGAGGUGAUAAAACCUUGUAAAUUCCAUAUGUUUCAUUUUGUAGCCAGUGUCAAGUCUGAAUGGGAGGGGAACCUGGUUGCACAUUCCCUCCCUCUCUGUUCUCUUCACUGUCUCCACACUAGUUGAUUUACUUUCAAUUUGCACAGAAUCUGCUUUAUUGUCAUGUCCAAACUGCAAUAAAUAAAAAAUUAAUAAAUAGACAACUGUUACCCAACAUUUUGAAAUAAACAAACCCUAACCCCAACCCCAGGUCUAAUGGUCUUUCUCUUCCUCCCUGUAAGGUGUGGUUCCAAAACCGCCGAGCUAAGUGGCGGAAGCGGGAGAAAGCUGGGGUUCAGACUCACCCCCCGGGACACCCCUUCUCUGGACCCCUGGGUGCAGCACACCACCUGAGCCACUACCUGGAGGGAAGUCCUUUCUCGCCCCACUCUCACCCCUCCCUGGAGUCUGCCUGGACUGCUGCUGCCACCUCGUUCCAGGGUCUGACCCAGCCCCUCGCCAGCUCUGCCGCCCCCCUGGGAUUUGGCCCCUUCCUGGGAGCAGCCAUGUUUAGACAUCCCACCUUUAUUAGCCCCUCCUUUGGAAGGUGAGCACUGCCAACAACUCUACAUUAGUAAGGCUGCAACUGAUUGGAGUGGUACCAUCUGGACUGUAUGUCUAAUUCAUUAUUACUAACUUUUCUCUCGUUCCCUGUCAUCUUCUGUAUCUUCCCUCUCUCUUCCAACCUUCUCGCUCUCUCUUUCUCCAUCGGCAGACUCUUCUCUAGCAUGGGUCCUCUGACACUCUUACGCCAGCCCAUACCUGCGGUAGAGACUCCAGUCCAGCCCCCGACGGCAUUGUCAGAGCCUUCCCCCUCCUCGCCUGUGGACCGCCGGGCCUCCAGCAUCGCAGCACUGCGGCUCAAAGCUAAAGAGCACUCAGCUCAGCUGACACAACUUAACAUCCUUCCUUCCAGCAUGACUGGGAAGGAGGUGUGUUGAGAGACAUCAAACUCCCUCCAAUUCCCUCUACAUGGAGCAUGAGUCAUGACCAAAGGACUAGCAGCUUAGAAGUGGUAUAGCACAACAAAACCUUAUCUAAACUCCUCCCAAGUUAGUUGUCCCAAGGUUCUGUUAGUCCACACUCUCCACAACAGUGAAACAUGCUUUCCUCAUGAACUGAAGAAGAGAGAAUAAAAAAAAAUUGGGCUCCCUGCCCUUUGACCCUCAGGAAUGACCCAUUAGCAGCCUCUCACAGGGUGCUACGCAGUGUUUCCCAAUUCCGGUCCUCGAGUACCCCAAAUCUCACAUUUCUGUUGUAGCCCCGGACAAAAACACCUGAUUCAACUUGUCAAGGGCUUGACAAUUAGUUGACAACUAGAAUCAGGUGUACUUGUCUGGGGCCACAACAAAAAAAUAGGUACUGUUGGGCAUCCUCGAGGACCGGAGUUAGAAAAACACUGUGCUACAGGCCA
Messenger RNA from Coregonus sp. 'balchen', 6278 nucleotides. The record is from the annotation of a GenBank genome assembly. Lineage: Eukaryota; Metazoa; Chordata; Actinopteri; Salmoniformes; Salmonidae.